GGCCGUGAGCGUCCUCUUCCUACUGAUUGGCGCCCACAUCAUUGCGUGUGCCUUGUACUACUUGGGCUCCACAACAGGAGGCAAUGCAGAUACGUGGCUGGAGGAGUACGCACAAACGCAGCAGCAGGAGGACAAGAUUUUGAUGUAUUUCUCAGCCCUUGUUUGGGCCUUGGCGCAGCUUACGCCAGGACUUGGACCGAGUCCGGCGAACCCCAGGAGCCUUCAAGACUUCGUCUUCACCAGUGUGGUUCAUGUACUGGCUUUAGCAGGUUGCAUUUUCCUACUGCAUCAAGUGACAGGGACUGUCCUUCGCCUUCGAGAGCUGCAAGGUGAUUGGCCAAGGCGUCAAAUGACAUGUCGAGCGUAUCUUGCUGAAGGCCCUCGGCCAGCAACAAGCCUGCGUCAUCACAUUUGGAGUUGGUUGGAGAACCAGCCAGAGCCUCGCUCAUUGCGACCGGAUUUCCAAGGAUGGAAAGGUCCCCGCAGCCUGGCAGUGCCUUCGCCUUUGCAGGCGGUGCAAGCCUCACCGCUGCAUGCGCUACCACCCAUGGUGCAACAGGAGU
Molecule: messenger RNA, 563 nt
Organism: Cladocopium goreaui
Lineage: Eukaryota; Dinophyceae; Suessiales; Symbiodiniaceae
Source: the annotation of a GenBank genome assembly